Messenger RNA from Poecilia latipinna (sailfin molly), 1243 nucleotides. RefSeq names its product alpha-(1,3)-fucosyltransferase 7. The record is from RefSeq and is a predicted model, not a curated record. Gene Ontology annotation, molecular function: alpha-(1->3)-fucosyltransferase activity. Gene Ontology annotation, cellular component: membrane. The coding region runs from base 119 to 1168 and encodes 349 amino acids. The transcript has a single exon. NCBI's taxonomy places the organism in Eukaryota, Metazoa, Chordata, Actinopteri, Cyprinodontiformes, Poeciliidae.
GCUGUUUAAGCAUCAAUGAACAUGUGAGAAUAUAAUCUCUCUGAUUCACUCUUCCUUCCAUUCAAGUGUUCCAUUGCAGUAAAUUGUGACCUUUCAACGUGGAUCACACUCAGCAGCCAUGGUGGCAUGUGGGCUCAGGCCAUUGUUGCUCCUCGCUGUCAUCCUCCUCCUCCUGAGCUCCCUCCCACUGCUGGUUUAUCACAGCUUGGUCAUCCAGAUGCUUCACAUGCAGCAGUACCCUGCGCCUGCUUCUCAGAGGAAUCUCAGCAUCUUGUUGUGGCACUGGCCAUUCGGACGGUCCUACAGUCUCAGUGGGAACAAAUGUCUGGAGAUGUACGGCAUUGGCCACUGUUUCCUCACUGAUGACAGAUCCGCCUACCCAACUGCAGAUGUGGUUGUAUUCCACCACCAGGAGUUAAGCAAUGCUGCGUCAGCUCUGCCAAUGCACUUGCCUCGGCCAUCGGCCCAGGGCUGGGUGUGGCUAUCCAUGGAGCCUCCAGUCAACAAUGCAAAUGUCAAGCAGCUUAACGGUGUCUUUAAUUGGACGAUGAGCUACAGACGGGACGCGGAUGUUACCACUCCUUAUGGAGAAACCCUUCCAGGAGCUGGAAUGCAAGGCUUUCAAAGUGCUUUAAACCGUUCCUGCUUUGCAAGCUGGGUGGUUAGCAAAUCCAAGCCCAACCAGACCCGUGUUGAUGUUUACCAAAGUCUGCAGAAGUACAUCCCCAUCCAGGUGUAUGGAAAGUGGAAGAAGAAGCCUCUCCCAGACGAUCGGUUGCUGCCCACCAUCUCAAAAUGUCUGUUCUACUUGUCUUUUGAAAACUCAGAGGCAAAAGACUAUAUCAGUGAGAAGCUGUGGAGGAAUGCAUUCCAAGCAGGGACCAUUCCAGUAGUUCUUGGCCCUAGCAGGCCCACCUAUGAGGAAGUGGCUCCGCCUCAUUCCUUCAUCCAUGUAGCUGAUUUUAAGAGUAUAGUAGAACUGGCUGCUUACCUGAAUCAUGUGGCUGCAGACAAGCAAGCCUAUGAGGAGUACUUCAAGUGGCACAAGACACACAGGAUUAAAACCUACACCGACUGGAGAGAAAGACUCUGUCAGAUCUGCCUUAAGUACCCCAGUUUACCAACCAGGAAGGUUUACCAGGACCUGGAUGGCUGGGUUAACAGUUGAUACUCCUAACACUGCUGGCUGACUGCAGGAAGAUGCAUAUGGAGUGAAAAUAGUCUCAAAAUAUCUGUGCGUGUG